Molecule: messenger RNA, 916 nt
Organism: Conger conger (European conger)
Lineage: Eukaryota; Metazoa; Chordata; Actinopteri; Anguilliformes; Congridae
Product: butyrophilin subfamily 1 member A1-like
Exons: 6
Coding region: 191-916 (241 amino acids)
Source: RefSeq, a predicted model, not a curated record
CACGUCUCCGUAACGUACUCAGAGAGUGUAUUUUCCUCUUCAUAAUGUGUGCCUAAUGUGUACCUUUAAGAAUCAACAAAGAUUUUCUAUGACAGAAUGAAGUCUGAAACAGCUGGCCACACCGCAUCCAAACCUUCGUCCUGUGAAAAGUCACUCACUGGGACAGGCUCGCCAUCAAACUCAGUCUGAGAUGAAGGCUGAUUGGUCAAUGUGCCCGUAUUUGAUUCUCCUGAUCCUCCACCAGACCUCCAGAUCAGAGAUGUUCCAGCUUCUGGGUCCAGCUGGUCCUGUCAUUGCUGUAGUUGGUGAAGAUGUUGUCCUUCCCACUCACCUCAAACCCAACAUAAGUGCAGAGGAUAUGCACAUAGAGUGGUUCAGACCACAGAACAGAGACCCACUGGUGCAUCUCUACCUUCUGGGAGAGAGCAGGAAUGAGCACCAGAACCCAUCGUACAGCGGAAGGACCACACUCUUCCCUGAGGAACUGAGGAAGGGCAAUACGUCUCUGAGGCUGGGCAGGGUCCAGGUCUCUGAUGAGGGGCAGUAUUCAUGUUACAUUCAGUCCAAGUCUGACAAUAAUUACCGCAUCAUGGUUUCACUGGAAGUAAGAGCUGUAGGAACUGAGCCAGUGAUCUUCAGGGAAGCAGAUGAAGAAGGGGAGGUUGGCCUGCUGUGUGAAUCUAAAGGCUGGUAUCCUCAGCCUGACCUCAUCUGGCAGGACAGUGAGGGUCACAAUCUCACCACUGAGAAACCCGAGAUACUCAGGGACAGCCUGGGCCUCAUUGUCAUAAGAACACGUGUCGUCAUAAAGAGAGAAGGCAGCAGCACAUUCACCUGUCGAGUUCUGCAGCAGAAGCUCAAUGAUGAAAAGGUGACAGAGUUUUACCUCCAUGCUGUGAAGACUUGUGAGUCGUGA